Molecule: messenger RNA, 957 nt
Organism: Chelonoidis abingdonii (Abingdon island giant tortoise)
Lineage: Eukaryota; Metazoa; Chordata; Testudines; Testudinidae
Source: RefSeq, a predicted model, not a curated record
UUUUCCCUGCAUGGCCCCAGUUUCUCUUCCUGUCCUUCAUCUCUAUUUUCUCCUUCUCUCCACUCUCUCUCCUUCCAUCCCUCCAUUUCCUCCUGCCUGCUGUAGUCUCUGUCCCUCCACCCUCCCAUUCCCUCCUUCCAUCUCGCCGUUCUCCUGCCUUGUCUUUCUCCUUCCUUCUUUCUUUUCACCUCCUCCCUCAACUUUCCCCAUCCUUUGUUCACCUCUCCACCCCCUGCCUGCAGUGAUACCUGCAGCCGUGAAGAGCUCCUGGCGGAAGCCCGGGCCAUGGACAAAGCUCGCUUCAUCUACAUCCUGCGGCUCUUCGGCCUCUAUGAGGAGGAAGAGGAGGGCUGGGAGUCUGGCCCCCGGUUGGGCAUCGUCAUGGAAUACAUGGAGAAUGGCAGCCUGGCCACCUUGCUGGAGAGAGUCCAGCCAGUCCCCUGGCCCCUGCGCUUCCGCUUCCUGCACCAGGUGGCGCUGGGCAUGAAUUACCUGCAUGGGCUUCACCCACCGUUACUGCACCUGGACCUCAAACCCAGCAACGUCCUGCUGAAUUUGGAGCUGCAUGUCCGGCUGGCAGACUUUGGGCUAUCGAAAUUCAAGCGAGUGACCACCAAGCAGGGAACAGAAAGAUCUGAGGAUGUGGAUGACUACGGGGGUACCCUGGAGUACAUGCCCCCUGAAUCCCUCGUAGACAUCAACUACAAGCCAACGCCAGCCACAGACGUAUACAGUUAUGCCAUCCUCACCUGGUCCGUGUUAACCGGUGAACAGCCUUACCCAAGUGAGUCCUAUUCCUAUCUUUUAAUUAUGCCUCUCCUUUGAACCAAGCUUGUCCUGCAAUUCAGGGGCUACUCAAGGUUUCCUGGGAAAGAAACAGAACAAACACCACCUCUGAGCUGAAGGGGAAUCCCUUCGAUCCCAGCAGUAUAGGAUUUAUGGCUCAUACAAGCGCAG